GAUCGAUGCCAAGAGGCUCCUCUUUACAGACACUCGCUAUCCUUCACAAAAAACGAUCCUAUUUUAUCCUCAAUUUGAUCAAAAAUAUUUGGUAAAGGUAUGUCUGCAGACGUUUUGAAGAGCAAUUUGAACGCUAUGGGAAAGAAGUUCAAUAACAUGGAAUUGACGGGCAAAGGUCCUUCAAGUCUUUACCAAGAGAAAUCGAAGGCUAUUCAUCUUCAAGUUCCAAGUAAUAAGCCAGUAGCAAGUACGAGUAACAAGCCAAUACAUCCCUCCAAGCAGGGCACUUUCGCCGUCCCAUCUCAUGGUCCACCCUCCAGGCUCACACAUACUAAAACGAAUGUUGAAGACAAAGAGAACGCUGGAAUAUCGAGAAAAGAGGGGCACCCAAAUACCCAGGGAACAGGAGUACCUCCUCCUUCAAAGAAAGAAAAAAAGGACAAGAAAGAAAAGAAGGAUCCUUCGAGCAUUUGGUCUUUAGCUGAUUUUGACAUUGGAAAACCACUGGGAAAAGGAAAGUUUGGAAAUGUAUACUUGGCCAGGGAAAAAAAGAGUAAAUUCAUUGUAGCACUCAAGGUCUUGUUCAAAUCCCAGUUACAAAAAUCAAAUGUAGAACAUCAGUUGAGAAGAGAAAUUGAAAUUCAGUCUCACUUACGACAUACAAACAUCCUUCGUCUGUAUGGUUAUUUCUAUGAUGAAACUAGAGUCUAUCUAAUCCUUGAAUAUGCGCCAAGAGGAGAAUUAUACAAAGAGCUGACAAAGAAUGAAAAAUUUGAUGAAAAACGUACUGCAAAUUACAUUUCCCAACUGGCUGCAGCUCUUCUUUACUGUCAUGAAAAAAAAGUAAUUCACAGAGAUAUUAAACCAGAGAAUCUUCUGCUCAGCCUAAAGGGAGAAAUCAAAAUAGCUGAUUUUGGAUGGUCUGUUCAUGCACCUUCAUCAAAACGCUCUACUUUGUGUGGAACUCUUGACUAUCUUCCUCCAGAAAUGAUAGAAGGAAAAAUGCAUGAUGAAAAGGUUGAUCUAUGGAGUUUAGGUAUUCUGUGUUAUGAAUUCCUGGUUGGGAAACCUCCAUUUGAAGCAGAAGGACAUAAUGAAACCUAUAUUCGCAUUUCCAAGGGUGACGUUAGAUACCCAAGCCAUGUUUCUCCUGGAGCAAGAGACCUUAUUGGCAGGCUGUUACAAAAAGAUCCCAAGAAACGACUUCCACUAGACAAAGUACUCAUUCAUCCUUGGAUUGUCAACAACACAAUGCAACAGACAUCAACAGUAACUGAAACAUCUACAAAACAAUCAUAAUUGAUGCCAGAGAGAUAUAUUAUAAUGAAUUAUAUAUAUUUGACUGAAUGUAAAUAUGUCCAUUAAUUUUUAGAAAUUCAAAUGAAGUAUUGAACUCAACCCUUGAAAUAUGAAGUGUAGAUCCAUGUCACAGGUUUAGUGAAAUCCCUUUAAGAACAGUCGCAUCAUAACUGGAAUUAAGACUAAAUUAUUAAAGAUAUGUCAAUGUCUUUAAAAAAAGAGGAAAAUAACCUCAGACAUGUAUUACAGGACUACCUAAAACUUUACUAUUGUCAAAAAAAAUACAAAAUUGUGAGAAGUUAGUAAGUCAGGUUAAGUUAUACGAUUAAAUUUUUCAUAAGUUUUUGGAAUUAAUUCACCAGUACACCCAUUAUUUCGUCUUUACUUAUAAAAUAACAUGCUUAUCAUGUUUAGUUGUUGUUUUUCUAUCAUCAAUAAUGUACAUAAAGUUGUUCAACUAGUUUUGGGAAAAAGUUCUUUGUUACUUUUCUAAUACUUUUUUCAUCCUUUCUAAAUAUUGCAACAUUUUGAAGUGAACUUGCAGUAAGAAAAAGUAGUUGUAGGUAAACGUCUUUCUGAUAGUCCCAUUUUCAACAAAUUCUAAUUGAAUUUAGAGUGGUUU
Molecule: messenger RNA, 1921 nt
Organism: Actinia tenebrosa (Australian red waratah sea anemone)
Lineage: Eukaryota; Metazoa; Cnidaria; Anthozoa; Actiniaria; Actiniidae
Product: aurora kinase C
Biological process (GO): protein phosphorylation
Molecular function (GO): protein kinase activity; ATP binding
Source: RefSeq, a predicted model, not a curated record